Molecule: messenger RNA, 2242 nt
Organism: Dicentrarchus labrax (European seabass)
Lineage: Eukaryota; Metazoa; Chordata; Actinopteri; Moronidae
Gene: ftr14l
Product: finTRIM family, member 14-like
Exons: 7
Coding region: 237-1829 (530 amino acids)
Molecular function (GO): protein binding; zinc ion binding
Source: RefSeq, a predicted model, not a curated record
UAACAUUCUGUCUCACACAGCGUCAGUCACACAGUUUCACUGAAGCUGUUAACUUCAAGACCUCAUCGUCUCUGUGGAUAUCUCGUCCCGUUCAGUUUUUGUCAAGUUUUUACUUAUUUGUUGAUCUCAACUUAGUUUAUUAAGAGAUUAACACGUUACUGCUGAACUAAAUCACCUGUGGAUUUUAUUUUUGUUAUCAUAUCUGCUGGACCACAUUUUUUAAACUCCUGGUAAAAAUGUCCCGCCCCAGCAGUCUGGAUUUAGACAGAUACAGCAGCCUAGAGAAGUCUCGUCGCUCUACCAGUCGCAGCCAGCCCAGGACCCAUGCAAAAAACGGGGAUGUCCUGUGUGACUUCUGCACAACAAGGAAGCAGAAGGCUGAGAUGUCCUGCUUGGUGUGUCUGGCAUCUUACUGCGAGGCCCACCUCCAGUCUCACUAUGAGUACCCUGCCAUGAUGAAGCACAAACUGGUCAAAGCUACAGGUCAGAUGAGAGAGAAGAUCUGUGCACAGCACGACAAACUGCUGGAGGCUUUUUGUCGCACUGAUCAGACUUCAGUGUGUGUUCUGUGCAUGAUGGAUGAACACAAGCACCACGACAUCGUCCCAGCUGGAACUGAGAGGACAGAGAAGCAAAAAGAACUUGGUACCACGCUGCACAAAUCUCAACAGAGGAUUGAUCAGAGAAUUAAAAAGUGGCAGGAUCUCCGACAAGCUGUAGAAUCCGUUAAACACUCUGCUCAAACGGUCCUGGAGGAGAACGAGCGAAUCUUCUCUGAGCUUCUGCUCUCCAUUGAGCGGAAGUACAAUGAAGUCAAGGAGAUGAUACGCUCCCACGAAAAGACCACCGUGACUCAGGGAGAGAUACUGCUAGACCGCUUGGAGGAAGAGAUCACUCUGCUAAAGAAGAGACACACUGACCUGGAGAAGCUCUCACACACCGAUGAUCACAUACACUUUCUGCAGAGCUGGCAGUCUCUGUCGGGCCCCUCAGGAUAUGAAGACCUCAACAACAUCAGCGUUGCUCCCUAUUACUCCUUUGAUGCGACCAAGAGAGCCAUUGCUACACUGAAAUUGCAAGUAGAAGAAGUCAGCAAGACAGAAAUGAGCAAAAUCUCUGGAGCAGUGAAGGAAGUAUACAUCACGCAAGAAGCUGAGAAGCCAAGGAGAGAAUCAAUUUUGAGGGAAGAACCGAAGAUGAGAGAAGAACCGAGGAUGAGAGAGGAACCGAGGAUGAGAGAGGAACCGAGGAUGAGAGAGGAACCGAGGAUGAGAGAAGAACCAAAAACAAGAGGCGAUUUCCUGAAAUACUCUUGCCAGUUGAUACUGGAUGUCAACAGUGUCCACCCCAACCUUCACCUCUCUGAGGGCAACCAAGCAGCUACGAUGAAGAGUGAGCCGAAGAACUACCCUGAUCACCCAGAUCGAUUUGACCACUGGCAGCAGGUGUUGUGCAGGGAGCGUGUGACUGGGUCUCGUUGUUACUGGGAGGUGGACUGGAUGGGAACAGAGGUAGACAUGGCCGUAACCUACAGGGGAAUCCGCCGUAAAGGAAACAGCAAUGAAUGCAGCCUGGGCUGGAACGACAAGUCCUGGAGUCUGUACUGCUCUGACUCCAAAUUCUCCUUUGUGCACAACAACAAGAGCAAAGAUAUUUCAGCUCCAACGUCUUCUCGCAUUGGCGUCUACGUGGAUCAUGCAGCAGGAAUACUUGCAUUUUACAGUGUCUCUGAUGGCAUGAAGCUUCUGUACAGAGUUCAGACUACAUUUACUGAGCCCCUUUACCCUGCAUUCAGUGUGUGGGGCUUUGGUACCAGCAUAAGACUGUAGGACAGUUAGCAUAGUGCCAGUAAUUGGCAUCAAAAUUACACAAUAUUGUCAAUGAUGCAUUGAAAUUUAAAACAGGGUGUCUGUUUGUUUCACUCUUUGCUAAAAGUUAUUUUUUCCUCAUGAAAUUAACUAUUGUGUGAGUGUUUUAAACAAUCGAACUGAUCUGUUUUUGUCCUUUUCAUUGCUGACUGUUGUUUUGGAGCAAUAUACUCUAUGGGAUCACAACAAAAUGUUAGUUUUAACUAGUAUAUUCAUGCAACAAUUGUAAAUAAUGUUAUUUUCCUGAUGUCUCAUAUCUUUUUUUAUUUUAAAUCAUAUUAUAUUUACAUUAAUGAUUACAUGCUGUCUGUGAAAUUAAAUCAUAGUUUAUAUUACUGAUUUAUUUGGCACAUUAAAUAAGUAUUUGCAUGAGA